CUAAUCUAUUAAACAUUAAUGUAUAUAUAGAUUACCCAUUAUCUAAUCGUCACUUACCUUACUCCCCCAAGCCGCCAAUUUAUCCCCUAUUCCCCCCAAAACAGAAACUCUACAUCUUCGGUUGGAAUAUCAAUCGUCUCCAAUUUUUUGGUAUUUUCUUGCAAAUUAUCAUUUAUUAUCUUUUUAUUUAUCAAACGUAUCCCCGUACCCGUGUCCUAAUUCCGGAUCCUUUUUAGCCGUGUCCACGUAUCCUAAAUUUAGAAAAAUUAAGAGUCUGACACAUAUCCCCGCACCCGUGUCCGACACCCGCACCCGAGUCCGAGCAACAUAGAUGGCUCCAAAUACAUUGCUUAAAAUGAUGAUUUUGAAUAAAGUGAAACGAGGAAACAGUUGUGGUUGAGGUGUCUGUAAAGAAUUAGAAGGUGAAACAAGGGACCGAUGAAGAAGGAAUGAGAUGCCAAUAAUAUGCAACAAGAAUCGAAACCAUUUAUUCCUCCCCCUCUUGUUAUAUCUACGCUGCAUAUGAGCCCACACUGCACCUCGUCAACCAGCAAAAACGACACGAGCCAGCCAUGGCGGCCGCCCCCGCCCUCGUCUCCUACAUGCAGUUCAAGCCUCACAUGCUCAUGGUUCUGGCUCAGAUAGCCUACACUUUCAUGUACAUCAUCACAGAGGCUUCCUUCAACCACGGCAUGAACCCUUCCGUCUAUGUCACGUACAGACACAUUGUUGCAGGCCUCGUUAUGCUGCCCUUCGCCUAUUUCAUGGAGAGAAAAGCUAGGCCGAAGCUCACCAGGGCUAUAUUCCUUGAGAUCUUUGUACUUUCUCUUCUCGGGGUGAGCUUGACUCUGAACAUGUAUUUCACAAGCUUGAAAUACACAUCUCCAACACUGCUGGCAUGCAUGGUUAACACUAUAGCUUCCUUGACAUUCAUACUAGCAGUUAUACUCAGAUUGGAGGUUGCAAGCAUUCGUAGCCCUCGUGGGAUGGCGAAAAUCGUGGGGACAGGGGUGUCGUUGGCUGGUGUGAUGACGAUGACAUUGUACAAGGGGUUUGCACUGAGAGAAAUAGGCCAUGGAUUCAUUCAUGUAAAUGGGAGCACAGGAGUUGUGCAAGAGAAUUGGUUGAAGGGUUCACUUCUUACAGUUGCAAGCUGCAUAACAUGGUCCAUUUGGUACAUCAUGCAGGCGUAUACUUUGAAGCGAUAUCCAGCGCAGCUAUCUCUAACUACAUGGAUGAAUCUUGUUGGAGCAGCGCAGUCUGCUGCGUACACGAUCAUCGUGGAACACAAACAAUCUGCAUGGACUAUAGGGUUCAAUAUUGAUCUCUGGUCUACCUUAUAUGGUGGAGUAGUGAUUUCGGGGAUGGUGACCUACGUGCAGCUGUGGUGCAUGGAGGUGAAGGGACCGGUAUUCGUGACACUCUUUAACCCCCUCUCGACACUGCUAGUCGCGGCUCUGUCGUAUUUUGUUCUUGGAGAGAAGCUAUAUAUUGGAAGCAUAAUAGGAGGUGUUGUUGUAGUUAUUGGGCUCUAUUUGCUCUUGUGGGGUAAACAACAUGAUGAAUCACAAAGGAAAGAGGCUGAAGAUUCCAAGGCACCAAUCUUCUCCCAAGAUGGAAACUUCUUGAAUGGAGAAGCUUAGAUGAAAACAAAAGAAAACUACAGCAACAAGAAUGAUGAAAAAUAGUUCAAAGAUUUGAGUUAUCAUGGUUGUUUAUUAAUUCAAGGAAAUGACAAAAUCGUGUUGUGUU
Salvia miltiorrhiza (redroot sage) is the source of this 1752-nucleotide messenger RNA. Its product is annotated as WAT1-related protein At4g08300-like. Bases 573 to 1643 code for a protein of 356 amino acids. Lineage: Eukaryota; Viridiplantae; Streptophyta; Magnoliopsida; Lamiales; Lamiaceae. Gene Ontology annotation, cellular component: plasma membrane. The transcript has 9 exons. Gene Ontology annotation, molecular function: transmembrane transporter activity. The record is from RefSeq and is a predicted model, not a curated record.